Thamnophis elegans (Western terrestrial garter snake) is the source of this 1482-nucleotide messenger RNA. Its product is annotated as vomeronasal type-2 receptor 26-like. The record is from RefSeq and is a predicted model, not a curated record. Gene Ontology annotation, biological process: G protein-coupled receptor signaling pathway. The coding region runs from base 1 to 1482 and encodes 493 amino acids. The transcript is spliced from 4 exons. Gene Ontology annotation, cellular component: membrane. NCBI's taxonomy places the organism in Eukaryota, Metazoa, Chordata, Lepidosauria, Squamata, Natricidae. Gene Ontology annotation, molecular function: G protein-coupled receptor activity.
AUGGAACUCCUCUCUACGCCAAACAGAUUCAUCCCUAAUUAUAAGUGUCACAUUCAGAAUAAUCUGAUAGCAGUCAUAGGAGGACCAAGUUCUAUUGAAUUUCUUGAUAUGGCUACCAUUAUGACAGCUUACAAGUUUGUGCAGAAAUUUGUUCAGAUGAGGAGCCCAGUUUUAGAUAAAGAAAAUGGAUUUCUAAAUCAGUUUUGGCAACAGAUGUUUAACUGUUUCCUCCAAGCUUCCAUCACAGAUGAAGAGGAUGACAAUGUCUGCACUGGGGAGGAGAAACUAGAGACUCUCCCUGUAUCUGUGUUUGAAACCAGCAUGACUGCCCACAGCUACAGUAUCUAUAAUGCUGUCUACGCGAUUGCACAUGCUUUGAAUGCCAUGUAUUCUUUCCAAGGCCAACAAAGAACAAGGAUGAGAGAGAAUUUCCUUAGUCAACAGUCAUGGAGGGAACGUCCUGUUUCACUUUGUAAUGAAAAGUGCAAUCCAGGUUACCGCAAGACCAAGAUUGAAGGGCGACCAUUUUGUUGCUAUAACUGCACUCAAUGUCCAGAGGGAAAGAUCACAAAUCAUAUAGAUCUAGAUGACUGUUUCCAGUGCCCAGAAGAUCGAUAUCCAAACAACAAGCAGGAUUUAUGCAUGCCGAAGGAUAUAAGCUACUUAACUUAUGAAGAACCUUUGGGGACCAGUUUAGUAACCUUGGCACUUGUGCUUUCUUUUAUCACAAUAUUGGUGCUGGGAAUCUUCAGGAAGUAUCACAACACUCCAAUCAUCAAAGCCAACAACCGCAGCCUCUCCUAUACCCUCCUCUUCUCCCUUCUUCUCUCCUUCCUUUGCUCUCUACUUUUCAUCGGUCGACCCAUGAAGGUGACUUGUCUUAUGCGACAGACUUCUUUUGGGAUCAUCUUCACUGUAGCUGUUUCUUGUAUGUUGGCCAAAACCAUCACUGUGGUGCUUGCGUUCAUGGCCACCAAGCCAGGAUCAAGGAUGAGGACCUGGAUUGGGAAAAGUCUAGCCCUUUCCAUUGUUCUCUCCUGCACCUUGAUUCAAUUUCUUCUUUGUACUGUGUGGCUAGCAACCUCACCCCCUUUCCCAGACAUGGAUAAGCACUCCUUCAUUUCUGAGAUCAUUGUGGAAUGCAAUGAAGGGUCGGUUGUCAUGUUUUAUAGUGUUUUGUCUUUUAUGGGUUUCCUGGCUAUAGUCAGUUUUAUUGCAGCUUUCCAAGCUAGGAAGCUACCAGACACAUUCCAGGAAACCAAAUCCAUCACAUUCAGCAUGCUGGUUUUUUGCAGUGUCUGGUUGUCGUUUGUCCCAGCCUACAUGAGUACCAAAGGCAAAUACAUGGUAGCUGUGGAGAUCUUCUCCCUCCUGGCUUCCAGCACUGGGCUUCUGGCUUGUGUCUUUUCCCCAAAAUGCUACAUUAUCAUCAUGAUGCCUCAUCUGAAUAAAAGGGAGCAUCUCAUAAAGAGAAUUAUUUAA